UUGAAUGCGAAGCUCGCGCUGAUUCGAAAUCUGAAAACGUUGUGCGCGCUGAAAAUCGUGGCAGCAGCAGCAUCUGAGUAGUGAGCAAGGGAAACAAACGUGUGUGUUCCCCCAUUGACGUUAGUUGGCGAGUCGUCAUUUAACCGCGGCCCAGUGUCGCAUCCGCGUUGUCAUUCAAAUUCGUUGCAGCUGCAAUUCAAUCGUCAAUAGCGACAACGUUGCGCAAUUAAAUGUGAAGCGCGACAAUUAGCUGAAUUUUUGUGAAUUCCAAGCGUUACUCGAUUCAUGUGCAGCAGCGAGUGCGCGAUCGAAUACCUUCCAUUGCACGCCGGAAAGCGAAAGUGUCUACGCUACGAACAAAUAUCUAUCAGCUAAGUAACGAGCUUCUUCGCAUAUUUCUAGCACGCGCGCGUCUGUCGGUGUCUUAAUCGGGCUUCAUGUGUGCUGCGUUCGAAAUAUUUAAAGUAUUUUGGAAUUUGACAUUAGGCGAUUUCUUGAAUGUUUUUUGCUAGUGAAGACUCAAUAAAAAAUAAAUUCUUGUCGCUUUUGCGAUAGUUGUUGUUUGUGUGUUUGCAAAAAGUAUCUGAAAUAUGUUUUUCGAGAAUUCACGUGAAUAUUUGACGACUCUUUCAAGCGUGUUAAAAUUGCUGCUGCAUAUUUGUAUAGAAAAAUAUUGCAAGUGUUAGUGUGUUUGUGAAAUUUCUUGAGCGCAAAAUAUUUUACUAAAAAUUCAUGAGGUGAAAUAUUGAAAAUAACAACAAUAGUAAACUACAAAUAAACAAAGCGAUUUAGAAAGCUAAUAUAUUUUCGAAAUUCAUUCACUCUCAAGGCGGAUUAUCUACACAAAACAACAUAAAAAGACAGCAGUGCAAUUGAUGGUGGCCAGGCCGAUUUUUCGUCGAUGCUGUUGACGAUGAUGACGUGAACGCGAUCGUGAUGACGAGACCAGCACAACGGCUUAGCAAGUGCUGUUGAGGGGAAGCUUUGCUGCAGUGGUGAAUGCUGACCGGCCCAUGGUAGCGAAUGUGCGCAGGGGAGAGGUGAAACGUACAUAACUAUUCUUGGCUGAAUAGUAGUCGCACGAUUAUUUAUGCUUGUGUGUAUAUGUGUGUGCCGUGAAGUAGCAGUGCGCGCGAUGAGAGAGAAAUACCAGCGAGUGAAACGUGUAUGAGGUGAGCAAUUAAAACAUUAUUCGCAACCGCCGUUCCGCUCCCUCAACUGUGCCAGCCAGCCGCUAUGAUAAAGUGCAACAACUAAAUUGUUGUUACUUAAAAAGCACUAACAAAAAACGAGUAAAAAAUAUAUUGUAAACAAAGAGGAAUAAAUAAUAGAAAAUCGUGUGCUCGGCCCGUUCGUUCGCUCAAUCGGUUGUGCGUGUAACAUUGCCUACCAAAUACAAAUACAAAAACAAAUACACAACACCUGUGCUUUUGCCAUUGUGUGCGCGAAUAGUGUGGACGUGUUGAUGUUUGUGUAACUCGUUUUUGCCGUUGUUUUUGUUAUUUUCAAACGCGGUAUGUAAAAUGCAAUAAAACUAUUGGCACGAAGAUUUCAUUCCUGGAAUACGGCAUUGCAGCGGAACCAAACAAGUGAAUACCAUCACCAUCACACCGGCACAGUAAUAACAACAACAACGGCUGCAGCAGAAACGUGUAGUGUUACUAAUAAAAACAACAAUAAGAAGAAAGCAUAAAAAACGACAGUAAGAAAGCAAAAAACAACAACAACAAGCGAUAUUAAUAAUACCACACGCACGUUUAAGGCGUUGCACACAACAACAACAACGCUAAGCUGUAAUUCAUAUUAGUGAAAAAUAAAAAUUCAAGCAUUGUUAUUGUUAUUGCCAUUGCAUACUUAAUUGAAGUUAAAUUGAAGAGCAUUCGCAUGCUGUGUGUGAAAAAGUGCUGUGCUUCGUGUGCUUCAAGAAACAGUUAUUCAUCACAUGCGCAUAAGAAAUAGAAAAAAUAAUAAUAAUAAUUCAGUUACUUGAAAGCUAGUUUAACAAUAAAAAUAAAUAAUUGUGCAAUUUGCCUGAGUAAAAUACAACAGGAACUACGUUAGAAAUCCAAACACAAACCAAAUUCAAAGUAGCAGACCUUCAGCAACUGUGAUUUUACAAAAAAUUUCAGUCCUUGGAUCACUUGGACGAUGGCAGUGUCCUGCCCCGAAGUAAUGUACGGUGCUUAUUAUCCAUAUUUGUAUGGCCGUGCCGGACCAAGUCGUUCAUUUUAUCAAUAUGAAAGGUUCAAUCAGGAUCUGUACUCGUCGUCUGGCGUGCAAUUGGCCUCAUCCAGCGCCUCUGGCAGCUCACACUCACCCUGCAGUCCCAUACUACCGCCGGCGGUGAGUGCGAAUGCCGCCGCUGCAGCAGUAGCGGCCGCACACAAUACCGCCGCCGCAGUCGUCGCCGUAGCGGCGCAAACCGCCAAUCAGUCGGCGAGCUUAAGCGCAGCGACGAGUCUGCCACUGGGCGGCAGCAGCGGCAGUGUUGUGCCCGGCAGCGGAGGCGGUGGCGGCGGUAAUGUUGGAAGUGCUGGAGUUAGUGCGGGCAUCGGCGGCUCUGUGAUCGGUGGCGCUGGUGGAGUAGUGCUGGGCGGCGGCGGUGGCGGCAGCGUAGCGGUCAACAGCGCGAUACAGCACAGCAGAGCGCAUACCAAAGAAGAGGAUCUGGGGGUGCCACGAAGUGAUGCCGAAGCACGUCUGGUGGGUUCGCAUCACAAUGAGUCCUCCUGCUCAUCGAGUCCCGAUUCACCUCGUCACAACUUGCAUGGAGCUCAGGCCAAGGAGCUGCCCCUGCCGUUGGACACAUCGAAUGUCAAUGGACAGGGCAGAGCACAAUACUUAUCAGCCACCUGCGUCGUAUUCACAAACUAUUCCGGCGACACGGCCAGCGUGGUGGAUGAGCAUUUCUCGCGGGCGCUCAACUUCAACAACAAAGACAGCAAAGAAACGAGUAGCCCCAUGUCAGCAAGAAACUUCCCACCUUCGUUUUGGAAUAGCAAUUAUGUACAUCCCGUACCCGCACCAGCACAUCCGCAGGUUGGCGAUUUGUACGCAUCGGACGGUGGCUACGCAACCGAUCCCUGGGUGCCACAUGCGGCCGCCGCACAUUACGGCUCCUAUGCGCACGCUGCACAUGCCCACGCCGCUCACGCGCAUGCCUACCACCACAAUAUGGCGCAAUACGGUAGCCUGCUACGGCUGCCACAGCAAUAUAGCCACGGUACCAGAAACUUUUCUCAUUGCAGACUGCAUCAUGACCAACAGACCGCGCAUGCGCUCGAAAGUGCGGCAGCCUAUUCCAGUUACCCCACAAUGGCAGGUCUAGAUGCCCAAGUACAGGAGUCGUCUAAGGAUCUUUAUUGGUUUUAAACUGACGUGUAACGUUAAACCAGAAUUCUCACGCACACACUCAUACACUUUCACAUACGAAACCAAAAUAUAUUCGCAAGCGUUGAUUGUUAUAAUUUUUAAAUUAAACUCCAUAAUUAAGUAUUUGUGGUUCAGCGUUAAUUCAAUUCUCGAAAUUCAAUGUUCAUAUAAAACGUAACUUAAUGAAAAGCAACAACACUAAUGCAACAACAACCAAUGUGCAAAUCUGUAUGUAUGUGUAUGUAAUAUGUAAUUGCCUGUGUGUGAACCGAACGGGCUUAUGUGUUAAUAGCAUUUUAAGAUAUUCAAGCCUCAAAAUAAUCGAUUUCCCAGCAGCAUUAAUCGGUUUAAUUUAUUUAUGUAAUAUUUAGCAUAAAAACCAAAUAGUUUAAGUUGAAUGCUGCAACGAUUUCGAUGACAACUAUUUAUUACAAUUAUUGUAGCGAAACUUUUAAUAUUUUAUUGAAAUUGAAAAAAAGACAAAAGCAUAUUUUUUAGGUGUAGCUAGGAACCGAUUUUGAUUUUUUUAUUAUUAUUUACAAAUUGCAUUGCAUGCGCUUACAUACAUACAUAUACAUAUACAUAUAUGUAUAUAUAUAUAUGUAAGCACGUGUGUGUAUGCAAUUUUGACGCUGCUGUGUUUGAAAGGUUUUUAGUUAGUCGAUUACUAUUCGUAGAUUUGUAUUGAUUAUUGCGGCGUUAAGGUACUUAUAAAUACAAAAUACUGUGUACAUAGAAAUAUAUAAACAUACAUAUUUAUAUGUACUUACCAUACUUACGAUUUUAUGUUAGAAACAAGUAAUUAUAAUGCUAUAAAUCAUAAAUGAGGUACUUAAAGUUAUUAAAAUGCAAUAAAUGCUAAGACACUUCGUAAUUAGUUAAGAAAAUGGUAUGAAUAAUUAUCCUUGUAAUUUCGUCUAAGUUCUU
Molecule: messenger RNA, 4299 nt
Organism: Bactrocera neohumeralis
Lineage: Eukaryota; Metazoa; Arthropoda; Insecta; Diptera; Tephritidae
Gene: vg
Product: protein vestigial
Exons: 8
Coding region: 2149-3372 (407 amino acids)
Biological process (GO): regulation of transcription by RNA polymerase II
Cellular component (GO): nucleus
Source: RefSeq, a predicted model, not a curated record